This is a messenger RNA of Mangifera indica (mango), 2321 nucleotides long. RefSeq names its product DNA topoisomerase 6 subunit B. Gene Ontology annotation, cellular component: small ribosomal subunit; cytosol. The transcript is spliced from 19 exons. Lineage: Eukaryota; Viridiplantae; Streptophyta; Magnoliopsida; Sapindales; Anacardiaceae. The record is from RefSeq and is a predicted model, not a curated record. Gene Ontology annotation, biological process: DNA topological change. Gene Ontology annotation, molecular function: ATP binding; DNA topoisomerase type II (double strand cut, ATP-hydrolyzing) activity; DNA binding. Bases 130 to 2145 code for a protein of 671 amino acids.
CCCGGUCUUCGUUAACCCCAUUCCCAUCAAUUAUACUCACAUAAACCCUAAAAUCAAGAAUCAACAAAAUUUUCUCGUCAAAUUCCGUGUAUCAGAAUUUUUUUUCUCGUCGCUCGUCAAGACUUUGAAAUGUCCGAUGACGAGAAACCGAAGAAAUCCAAAUCAAAGAACCGGAGAGAUCCCUUAGAGUAUAGCGCUCUCCAGCAAAAAUCUCCAGCUGAGUUCUUUGCAGACAACAAGAACAUUGCUGGAUUUGAUAAUCCUGGAAAAUCCCUUUACACUACUGUGAGAGAGCUUGUUGAAAAUUCACUUGAUUCGGCGGAGUCAAUAUCUGAGCUUCCUGUCAUAGAAGUUACAAUCGAGGAAAUAGGAAAAGCCCAGUAUUAUGCCAUGAUUGGUCUUUCUAAUCAUGAGCGUGUUGAUGAAGCACUAUAUGAAGAUUAUGAGACAGCCAAGUCCCGUGAGAAACGAUUACGUAAAGAGUUUCUUAAAAAAGAACGAGAUGCUAUGAAUGCUGCUUUUGGGAAGAAAGUUCAAGAAACUGCAUCUACCAAGGCCAUGAAGGGACGUGGUGAGACUUCAAUUUUCAGGGUUACAUGCAAGGAUAAUGGAAGAGGAAUGCCGCAUGAUGAUAUCCCAAAUAUGUUUGGUCGAGUUUUGUCUGGGACAAAGUAUGGCUUGAAGCAGACACGAGGGAAGUUUGGUCUUGGUGCAAAGAUGGCAUUAAUUUGGUCCAAGAUGAGUACAGGUCUGCCAAUAGUGAUCUCAUCAUCAAUGAAGGGCCAAGAUUUUGUUUCAUAUUGCAAGCUGGACAUAGAUAUACGUAGGAAUAUUCCUAAUAUUCAUAAGCAUGAAAAACGGGACAACAAGUAUAGGUGGCAUGGAGCUGAAGUUCAACUGAUUAUUGAGGGAAAUUGGACAACUUACCGAUCUAAGAUAUUGCAUUACAUGCGACAAAUGGCUGUUAUCACCCCGUAUGCUGAAUUUCUAUUCAAAUAUGUGCCAGAUCAAGAUGUUUCUGACAAACAAAACAUCACCAUUAGAUUUUCACGGAGAACAGAUGCGAUGCCUCCAGUCCCUGUAGAGACCAAGCACCAUCCAUCUUCAGUUGAUUUACUUCUGAUCAAACGCCUCAUUGCAGAAACUUCGAAACAGAAUCUCCUGCAGUUUCUUCAGCAUGAAUUUGUAAAUAUAGGGAAAUCCCUUGCUGAAAGAUUAAUUGGUGAAAUGGGUCCAGGGUUUAGCCCAAAAAUGGCUGUUAAGUCCCUAACUUCUGAGCAAAUAGUACGCAUCAAUCAGUUGUUUCGUCAAGCUAAAUUUGAUGACCCUAGUGGUGAUUGUCUUAGUCCUGCGGGGGAAUACAAUCUCCGUCUAGGAAUUAUAAAGGAGCUGAAUCCAGACUUGGUUGCUACUUAUUCAGGCAGUGCUCAAGUUUUUGAGGGACAUCCGUUCAUUGUGGAAGCUGGUGUUAGUCUUGGUGGAAAAGAUGUUAAGCAGGGUUUGAAUAUUUUUCGUUUCGCAAACAGGAUUCCUCUUCUGUUUGAACAAGGUGGCGAUGUUGUCACUAGAACUGCUCUUAAGAGAAUAAAUUGGACCAAUUACAAGAUCAACCAAACACAAGACAAAAUUGGUGUCUUUGUGAGUAUUGUUAGUACAAAAAUCCCCUUCAAGGGGACUGGGAAGGAGUAUAUUGGGGACGAUAUCAGUGAGAUAGCUGCUGCUGUCAAGACUGCCAUUCAGCAGUGCUGCAACCAGCUAAAAUCGAAAAUAGUGAGGAAAAUUCAGGCUCGGGAGCAGCAGGAGAGAAAACGUAACUUGAGCAAGUAUAUACCUGAUGCUGCAGGUGCUAUAUACAAUGUUUUGAAAGAAAUGUCACAAUUCCAAGCAUCAAAGAAACAGCGUUAUGAGGAACAAGACACAGAUCUACUUAAAAAGGUAUACUCUCGAACAGUUACGAAAGAGACUCUCACACAAAUGCUUGCUCAACAUGUUGAAAAGGUGGAUUAUGAGAUGGCAAUGGAGUAUGCUACGCAGAGUGGAGUAACUGAGGAGCCAAGGGAAACUAUAUACUUACCAGCACUAGAAACAGACGGCAACUAUACUGACCUCCACAGUUCUAACUUUGUAUUCCGACUCAUUCAGUAAGAUUUUUUCAGAUAUAUUGGUGCAUUAGAUAUGAAAUAAUUGUUGUUGUAGAUUUCAUCAUAAAGAAUCAUUUUUCAUUGUACAUCCUAUAAAGAAAAUGAGAAAAUUUUGCACUUGUUGUAACUUUCAGUUGCAGCGUUACAUGAUUGUGAGGAUAAUUAUGUGAUUUUUCUGAA